AUGACACGAGACGAAAGAGAAGCUCUAUCACAACGUGUUUGCAACUUCUAUACUGACUCUUCAAAUAAUUCCGUAAAAACUACGGUAAACUAUUUCAAAAAACAAAAUAUUCCGCAAACAACGAUUUAUAAUAUAUUACGGAAGUAUCGUCAACAUGGAACCACGAAAUAUCUACCAAAAAGUGGUCGACCGUGCAAGAUUUCAGACAAGCAAUUGCAUAGGCUCGUUAAAUCUGUAAAUAAUCGAUGUGGUGUUAGUCAACGAAAAUUAGGACGACGGUUUAAGGUACAUUAUUCAACUAUUUCACGUACCUUAAAAAAAAGAACAUCAAUCGUUUUCAGAAAACGUCGAAAAGCUCCAAAAAUGGACAACGAAGACCAAGAAAACAGAGCAAGAAAAAAUUGUGGAAAAAUGUAUCGCAAAUUGUUAAGUGGUUGUGAUGUUAUUUUAGAUGAUGAAAAAUACUUUAAAUUAAGUGGUAAUGAUGUUGGUGGCAAUGGUUAUUUUUAUUCGACGGAUCCUGCCACAACUCCUUCAAACAUUAAAUUUCAAAAGAAAAAAACAUUUGAACCAAAAUUGAUGAUCUGGAUGGCUAUGUCCUCGAAAGGGGUUUCUGGUGUGUACAUCCACAAGAGUAAGCAAGCUGUUCGUCAAACCACAUAUUUAGAAGAGUGUAUUAACAAAAGACUAAUUCCUUUUAUCGAAAACUAUCAUCAGGAUGGAAAUUAUAUGUUCUGGCCCGAUUUAGCGAGUGCUCAUUACUCAAAUGUUGUGAAGGAACGUUUGAACGAGAAAAACGUACCAUUCGUUCCUCGUCCGAAUAAUCCUCCAAACGUCCCACAAGCUCGUCCAAUUGAAACUGUUUGGGCUCUGCUCGAACGAAAGGUGUAUGCAAAUAAUUGGGAAGCAAAAGAUUUGGAUACAUUGGCUCGAAGGAUCAAACUAAAGGCAAAAGAACUUGAUAAAAAAAUGUUGCAAGCUAUGGUUGAAGGUGUUCGAAGAAUGCUUCGGGCUAUGUGGCGGGACGGAUUAUAUUCAGUUUGUUAA
Molecule: messenger RNA, 1047 nt
Organism: Adineta steineri
Lineage: Eukaryota; Metazoa; Rotifera; Eurotatoria; Adinetida; Adinetidae
Source: the annotation of a GenBank genome assembly